Fusarium redolens is the source of this 1319-nucleotide messenger RNA. RefSeq names its product class I glutamine amidotransferase-like protein. The record is from RefSeq and is a predicted model, not a curated record. The transcript has a single exon. Gene Ontology annotation, molecular function: protein deglycase activity. Lineage: Eukaryota; Fungi; Ascomycota; Sordariomycetes; Hypocreales; Nectriaceae. The coding region runs from base 256 to 1143 and encodes 295 amino acids.
CCUAUAGCUUCCAUCCAGAGACUAGACCAAGGUAGCUUACGGCCAAGUCAAACCUUAUCGUUCAGUAAUAUGCAGUACUCCUCACCUUGGAGUCCGCCACGUACGUAGAGCUUCGACAUCUAUAAGAAGACACUUUCCAGCCGUUCCGACCUGUUUCGCAAGAUCUAUUCAGCUUCUGCCUUCAACUACAUCUCACUCAUUUGAUCAACCCUUACUACCAAUUCUCCAAACAGCUUGGCUCUACACCUCAUCACAAUGUCCAACCAAAACGACAAGACACCCGUCCGUGACACGGCGGAAGAUGACGCUUACUUCCCCUCACCUUUCUCUCUCACUCAGUACGUUACCGCCAAGACAGACUUUGACGGCGCCGAUUACCCAAACAAGUACACCGGCGGCAAGUGGAAGAUUCUCAUGAUCGGCACCCAGGAGCGUUAUCUCAAGAUGGCAGACGGCAAGUUCUUCUCCACGGGCAACCACCCCGUUGAGAUGCUUCUGCCUAUGUACCAUCUUGACGCUGCUGGCUUCGACAUCGACGUAGCCACUCUUUCGGGAGAUCCUGUUAAGCUGGAAAUGUGGGCUUUUCCUCAGGAGGAUGAGGCUGUGAAGUCGAUUUACAACAAGUACAAGCAGAAGCUUCGCAGUCCUCUUAACCUGUCUGAGGUCUGGAAUGGUAAAGAUGGCAAAGGUUUCAAUCAAGAAACCCCUUACCUGGCAGUCUUCAUACCAGGAGGUCACGGCGCCCUCAACGGUAUACCCUUCAGCAAGACAGUCGGCGAUGUUCUCCGCUGGGCUCACGCCAAUGAUCGCUUUCUUAUUACCCUCUGCCACGGGCCUGCUAGUAUUCUGGCCGCGGAUGUUGGCAAGCCUGAGGGCUCCAAGUUUAUUUAUGAGGGCUACAGUAUCGAUGUGUUCCCUGACUCGCUUGACCAGGGUACUAAUAUCGACAUUGGCUACAUCCCGGGCAAGAUGGAAUGGUUGGUCGGCGAGAGGCUGAAGAAGCUCGGGGUUACGCCUAUUAACAAGACGAUCUCUGGCGAAUGUCAUCGAGAUCGCCUGUUACUGACUGGCGAUUCGCCAUUGGCUUCAAAUAACUUAGGCAAGCUGGCGGCCAAGACACUGCUGGAGGAGGUCAACAAGUAAGAUCUCGCGGCGACGGAGAAAAGUGAUGUAAUGCAGAAGAGAGUUAUUUAGGCUUUUAAACCAAAAUUGCAGAGGCAGUCGCCUCACCAAUUGCUUUUUGCCCUAUUUUGACUCUUAUGACUUGUGUUCCAUUUAAUUUAGCUAGAGCUUGGUGUAGAGAGAUAAGUGAUUAAACC